This is a messenger RNA of Morus notabilis, 3484 nucleotides long. Its product is annotated as probable UDP-N-acetylglucosamine--peptide N-acetylglucosaminyltransferase SPINDLY. The transcript has 18 exons. The coding region runs from base 366 to 3077 and encodes 903 amino acids. NCBI's taxonomy places the organism in Eukaryota, Viridiplantae, Streptophyta, Magnoliopsida, Rosales, Moraceae. The record is from RefSeq and is a predicted model, not a curated record. Gene Ontology annotation, molecular function: protein binding.
AAUUGCCCAAAACGUUGGAAUUAACGGACGGAGAGUAGACGGACGCCAUUGGAGCCGCUUCUUUUUCUCUCUCCUCUCUCUGUGGGUUUUUUGGAGGCGCCGAACCUCUGCGUCCUAGAGAGAGGGAGUGGCGAGACAUUCGUCCGUCUCCAACCUUAUUUCUUCAACUCUCUCUCUAGCUUUUUCUCUCUAGAGCUUUCUGGUUCUUCUUUACAUCGCAGAGAGCUGUGAAGACCUUGAGUCUUUGGCUGUGUUGGUCUUCGCUAUGUGCUGCUACUCCAUUUAGGUUUUACUCACCAAGGAAGAGGAGAAGGAACUUGCCGACCUUGGAGGAAAGAUAAAGGUGCGUUUUUGGCCGUGUCUGAAUGGAACGGACAGAAAAGGAUGUCGGGAAUGGGAAGGACAGGGACCUGAUUGGUGAAAAUGGGUUCUUGAAAGGCGCACAGCCUUCUCCUAGUACUAGUGGCUCUCUCAUUUGUCUCACGAGUUUCGAAGGGAAAGAUGCUCUUUCUUAUGCCAACAUUCUCCGAUCGAGAAACAAGUUUGUUGAUGCGCUUGCACUUUAUGAGAAUGUCUUGGAGAAAGAUGCUGGGAAUGUGGAAGCUCAUAUUGGAAAAGGGAUAUGCCUACAGAUGCAGAACAUGGGAAGGCUUGCCUUUGACAGUUUUGCGGAAGCCAUCAGGUUGGAUCCCCAGAAUGCCUGUGCACUCACGCACUGUGGUAUUUUGUACAAAGAUGAGGGCCGCCUAGUAGAUGCUGCUGAGUCAUAUCAGAAGGCUUUAACAGCGGAUCCUUCGUACAAACCAGCCGCUGAAUGCCUAGCCAUUGUAUUGACAGAUCUUGGAACCAGCUUAAAGCUUGCUGGCAAUACUCAGGAGGGAAUUCAGAAAUAUUUUGAAGCUUUAAAAAUUGAUCCGCUUUAUGCACCCGCAUAUUACAACCUUGGUGUUGUUUACUCCGAAAUGAUGCAAUAUGAUGUGGCUCUUAAUUACUAUGAGAAGGCUGCAUCAGUGAGGCCUAUAUAUGCUGAAGCAUAUUGCAAUAUGGGUGUCAUUUAUAAGAAUCGUGGUGAGUUGGAGACAGCUAUUGCUUGUUAUGAGAGGUGUUUGGCCGUUUCACCAAACUUUGAGAUUGCAAAGAACAACAUGGCUAUAGCCUUGACAGACUUAGGAACAAAGGUUAAAUUGGAGGGAGACAUUAAUCAAGGUAUAGCGUACUACAAGAAGGCUUUGUACUAUAAUUGGCACUAUGCUGAUGCGAUGUAUAAUCUUGGAGUUGCUUAUGGUGAAAUGCUCAAGUUCGACAUGGCUAUUGUAUUUUACGAACUUGCUUUCCACUUUAAUCCCCAUUGUGUGGAGGCAUGUAAUAAUUUGGGAGUGAUAUACAAAGACAGAGACAAUCUCGACAAAGCAGUAGAGUGUUAUCAGAUGGCUCUGUCAAUCAAGCCAAAUUUCUCACAGUCAUUGAACAAUCUUGGUGUUGUCUACACUGUUCAGGGGAAAAUGGAUGCUGCAGCAAGCAUGAUUGAGAAAGCCAUUAUUGCAAAUCCAUCAUAUGCAGAAGCAUAUAAUAACUUGGGUGUUCUUUAUAGAGAUGCUGGCAAUAUUUCUCUAGCUGUGGAUGCUUAUGAAAGAUGUCUCAACAUUGAUCCUGAUUCUCGAAAUGCAGGCCAGAAUCGAUUGCUUGCUUUGAACUAUAUAAAUGAAGGAAAUGAUGAUAAACUUUUUGAGGCUCACAGGGAUUGGGGUAGGCGCUUUAUGAGGUUAUAUCAACAAUACACUUCAUGGGACAACCCCAAGGAUCCAGAGCGGCCCCUUGUGAUUGGAUAUAUAUCUCCUGAUUAUUUUACUCAUUCUGUGUCAUAUUUCAUAGAAGCUCCCCUUUCACAUCAUGACUAUGCGAACUACAAGGUGGUGGUUUAUUCAGCAGUUGUGAAGGGGGAUGCAAAAACUACCAGGUUUAGAGACAAGGUGUUAAAGAAGGGCGGGAUUUGGAGAGAUAUCUAUGGGAUUGACGAGAAAAAGGUUGCAAGCAUGGUUAGAGAAGAUAAAAUAGAUAUCUUGAUUGAACUUACCGGUCAUACAGCCAACAAUAAGUUGGGAACAAUGGCAUGCCGACCUGCACCAGUUCAGGUCACUUGGAUUGGUUACCCAAACACUACUGGCUUGCCAACAAUUGAUUAUAGGAUUACUGAUUCACUAGCAGAUCCUCCUAAUACAAAACAGAAGCAUGUUGAGGAGUUGGUUCGAUUACCAGAAUGCUUCCUUUGUUAUACGCCCUCCCCUGAGGCUGGUUCUGUAUCUCCUACUCCUGCUCUCUCCAACGGAUUCAUUACAUUUGGUAGCUUUAAUAAUUUAGCUAAGAUUACACCUAAAGUGUUGCAAGUUUGGGCAAGGAUAUUGUGUGCAGUUCCAAAUUCUCGCCUCGUGGUGAAAUGUAAGCCUUUUUGUUGCGAUAGCGUGCGACAAAGAUUUAUUUCGACAUUGGAGCAGCUGGGUUUGGAGCCACUACGCGUUGAUCUUCUGCCUCUAAUUUUACUCAACCAUGAUCACAUGCAAGCCUAUUCUCUUAUGGACAUAAGCCUGGAUACUUUUCCAUAUGCUGGAACAACUACAACGUGUGAAUCUUUAUACAUGGGAGUUCCAUGUGUUACUAUGGCGGGUUCAGUACAUGCUCAUAAUGUUGGUGUGAGUCUUCUCAGCAAAGUUGGGUUGGAACGUUUGAUUGCCAAAAACGAGGAUGAGUACGUACAAUUGGCACUGCAGUUGGCUUCUGAUUUUACAGCACUAUCAAAUCUGAGGACGAGUCUUCGAGACCUUAUGGCCAAGUCCCCUGUGUGUGAUGGACCGAACUUUGCUCGCGGCUUGGAGUUGACAUACCGGGACAUGUGGCGCAGGUACUGUAAAGGUGAUGUCCCAUCUUUAAGGCAGAUGGAAAUGCUACAACAACAUGUCGUUCCUGAAGAACCAAUCACAAAAGUCUCAAAAGAAGGCCCUCCCAAUUCUAUUAAGAGCAAUGGGUUUAAUGUCGCUCCACCCUCAACGCAUCUGUCCAGUGGUGAAGAAAAUGGAGUUUAGUCCACUGCAAACCUUAAAGCGAGCUGACCGAAACCAAACCUGAUCGUUAAAGAUCUGAGGCUUUGAGAUUUGGGAGAUGGGUUUGGUCUGGACUUGUAGUCAUCUUGUUGGGUUGCAGAGAACACCUCAAGUACCUAAACUGUGUCUGUUGCAAUUGAAGCUGGUUGAUAUAUCGCCGUAACUGUCGGUUUCAUUACUUAAGGUCACAUUCUUUUGAGUAAACGGUGCUGACAAGGAGUCAGCCUGAUAUCUGGCUGCAUGAAAAAGAAUUAAGAAACAGAGGAUUGGAAAAGACCAGAAGCUAUAAGUUGAUAUUUUAUAUAGCUGAUUUUUACUGAACACUAGGAUUGGUAUUUGUAAAUCAUUAGGUGAAUUUUAUUUAUUUAAAGGCUGCAUUUUAUUUUUGA